CUCCCUUCCGCUUUCCAUUCGCCCCCAAAAUCCCAACGACCCUUCAUUUUCUCUCUCUAGAAACACUCCCUCUCUCUGCUGCGUCUUUCCCUCUCCAUAGAGCUCCACAGCUCUACAAAUCUAAAUCCACAGUCGAGAGAGUUGGAAGAACAAAAUGCUCGCUGCAAUGAAGUUGCUCCUCUGCAUUUCCAGCAUCCUCUGCUUCCUGACUUGCUCCGACGCCAGAAUCCCCGGGGUAUAUUCCGGUGGCCCCUGGCAAAGUGCUCACGCCACCUUCUAUGGCGGCAGCGACGCCUCGGGAACCAUGGGUGGUGCUUGUGGGUACGGAAAUUUGUACAGCCAAGGCUACGGCGUGAACACAGCAGCACUAAGCACGGCGCUGUUCAACAAUGGACUGAGCUGUGGUGCCUGUUUCGAAAUCAAGUGCGACGCGGCGCAGGACCCCAAGUGGUGCAACCCCGGCAGCCCGUCCAUUUUGGUGACGGCCACUAAUUUCUGCCCGCCGAACUACGCGCUGCCCAAUGACAACGGCGGAUGGUGCAAUCCCCCCAGAGAACAUUUUGAUCUGGCCAUGCCCAUGUUCCUCAAGAUUGCACAGUACAGCGCCGGCAUCGUCCCCGUUAACUUCCGCAGGAUACCGUGCAGAAAACAAGGUGGGAUCAGAUUCACAAUCAACGGUUUCCGUUACUUCAACUUGGUCCUGGUCACCAACGUGGGGGGUGCAGGGGACAUCGUGCGCCUGAGCAUCAAGGGUGCGAACACCCAGUGGCUGCCCAUGAGCCGCAACUGGGGGCAGAAUUGGCAAUCCAACGCUGAUAUAGUGGGGCAGGCCCUGUCAUUUAGGGUGACAGCCAGCGACGGUCGCAAAUCAACUUCCAUGAACGUGGCACCCGCUAAUUGGCAGUUUGGGCAGACCUUCGUGGGCAAAAAUUUCAGGGUCUAAAACCCACGUCCCGCCUUCAAAUCUUCUCUUUUUUCCCGGGAAGAAAUUUGAAGAUAGAAAGUAGUACAACAAGGGUUUAAAAAAGCAAAAACAUAUAGUGGGAGGGAGUAGAAAUUUACUUUUACUAUAUAGGGUUAGAAAAAAGUGUGCAAGUGUGUCUUUUUUACCACUUUGAAAAUGGGUUUGCUGCUUUUUACCUUUUUAGUUGUGUUGGUAAAAAGUUGAAAGAAAAAAGGAAAAAGGGGGCAUCGUAGGAGGCUGAAGAGGCUGCAGGAAAAAGUUAAAAGGAAAUGUAGCCCGCAGCUUCGAACUAUCUAUAGUGUAAUGGAUACUCCUCACUACCUAAUAAUAUAUAUAUAUAUAUGUAUUGAUGAAAAUGUUUGAGUUUGCCUCUUUUA
Messenger RNA from Sesamum indicum (sesame), 1341 nucleotides. RefSeq names its product expansin-A6. Gene Ontology annotation, biological process: plant-type cell wall organization. NCBI's taxonomy places the organism in Eukaryota, Viridiplantae, Streptophyta, Magnoliopsida, Lamiales, Pedaliaceae. The record is from RefSeq and is a predicted model, not a curated record. Gene Ontology annotation, cellular component: extracellular region.